Messenger RNA from Clupea harengus (Atlantic herring), 1163 nucleotides. RefSeq names its product survival motor neuron domain containing 1 (gene smndc1). Gene Ontology annotation, cellular component: nucleus; cytoplasm; precatalytic spliceosome. The record is from RefSeq and is a predicted model, not a curated record. Gene Ontology annotation, biological process: regulation of alternative mRNA splicing, via spliceosome; mRNA processing. NCBI's taxonomy places the organism in Eukaryota, Metazoa, Chordata, Actinopteri, Clupeiformes, Clupeidae. Gene Ontology annotation, molecular function: RNA binding.
GGGUUUUACAGGAAGUUGCACACAAGAGUUCAUGCCAACGGAACGACUCGACGCAGGCCACAAACAUAAACAUCUCCGCUUUAGCUUAAUGUGAAAGGAAGCGUUUAUGGGGAAAUUUGAAAAAGAAUAAGAGUAACUACAGUUUCUAACCUAGCUACCGUAUUUCCACUUCGUUAAGAUGUCAGAGGACCUGAUGAAACAGCUCAACAGCUACAAGGCCCAACUGCAGCAGGUGGAGGCCGCCCUCAGCACCGACACAGAGAAUGAGGAUCUGCUCAAGCUACAGAAAGACCUGCAGGAGGUAAUUGAGCUGACUAAAGACCUGCUCAGCUCCCAACCAGCUGAAGGAGGUUCCAGCACAAACAGCUCUGAAGCCAAGAUACAGAAUGUCAGCUGGAGCGUUGGGGACAAGUGCAUGGCAGUGUGGAGCCAGGAUGGACAGUGGUAUGAGGCUGAGCUGGAGGAGGUGGAUGUGGAAAACGGUACGGCGGCGGUCACCUUCGCCGGCUAUGGCAACGCAGAGGUAGUGCCACUAAGCGGGCUCAAACAGCCUCACGAGGGCCACGGACCAGAGGACGAGAGCAAAUCCAAGAGCAGGAGGGAGAUGAUUCAGGAGCAGAGAGAGUACAAGAAGAAGAAGGCCCAGAAGAAGGUGCAGCGGUUGAAGGAGAUUGAACAGGAGCGCGAACAACAGAAGAGCAAGUGGCAGCAGUUUAACAACAAGGCCUACAACAAGAACAAGAAGGGCCAGGUCAAGCGCAGCAUCUUCGCGUCUCCCGAGAGUGUGAAUGGGAAGGUCGGUGUGGGGACCUGUGGGAUUGCUGACAAGCCCAUGACGCAGUACCACGACACCUCUAAAUACAACGUCAGGCACCUCAUGCCCCAGUGAUUGCGUCUGUCUGCGUGUGUGUGUGUGUGUGUGUGUGUGUGUGUGUGUGUGUGUGUGUGUGUGUGUGUGUGUGUCCCAGUGUGUUUGAGGGAGAGACUGUUGACAUUUGGUUCAUUGGUGCAUAUGUAUGAUAAUGUGUGUGUGUGUGGAUGUGCGUACACAUGUGUUUACCUGUUAGUGUAAUAAUGACCAUUUUAUUUGCGCCUUAGGUGUCCUCUUCUGUUUUGGUUUUUGUAUAUUUACAUCUGGCACAAUAAAUGAUUUUGAAGAUGAA